UCGGUAUAUAAUUUUCUCAUUUUAGACUGAACAAGAGUGUGUACGUAGUUUGAUUAUAAAAUACGACGGGGCUUCCCCUACAAUGAAGAAAUCAAAACAAAGUUCCGCUUUUAACGAUAUAGAACAAUUAUUGGAAAGUGAUGAUGAUUUGCCAAGUGACUAUAAGGAAAUUGCUGAUAUUCCUGCGUACAAAGAUGACAACAGAUUUGAAAUAAUCACAUUUCCUUGGAUCACAAACCGUAAUUUAAAUAAAGCAAGAACAAGCAUCUCAUGUCAAGAAGACAACAUUAUUGAAGAUGUACUGAAAAGUAAACUUGAACAUUUAGGAAGAGGUGAAAAAAUUUUGCUCAAAAAAGGUGUUCUGAAUAAUAAGGAUUUAGUUUGUCUGAAAUCUAUCAAAGAAUUUGGUGAUGCAGCUUGUACAUUUGAUUCACUCAUAACUCUUUAUUGGUUCACUGAGUUCUUGGUGCGGCAAGAUCUGCAAGCGGACUACAAAUUUCUUAGAAGUUGUCUUGUCAAGGAUUUAACAUGUGAACUUCCACACAAAAAUGAUUGUAUUCCUGAUUCUGAUGAUAAUUUAUAUAAAUUAGAUAUUUUAAUCAAGUAAGCAUAGCUAUGGAUU
Hyposmocoma kahamanoa is the source of this 622-nucleotide messenger RNA. RefSeq lists its product as uncharacterized. NCBI's taxonomy places the organism in Eukaryota, Metazoa, Arthropoda, Insecta, Lepidoptera, Cosmopterigidae. The coding region runs from base 83 to 607 and encodes 174 amino acids. The record is from RefSeq and is a predicted model, not a curated record. The transcript has 2 exons.